UAACUUUUUAAAAAAGUAUCAAAUAGUUAACCAAAGCUUAUUACUUUGUACUAUUAUAGAUUUAUUGUUAUGAUGGUAUCAUUUGUAAUGAUGAUGGUAUCACUUGUAGAUUAUUUUUAGCAAUGAUCUCAUCCUUGCAUGUGUAGGAACCUUGAUGCUUAUAAGAACCUCAUCACCACCACUUGAUCUCCAACCAUUACACAAAGAGAGCAAAAAUGGCUCCCAAAACUCUCAUCUUCUUUGCUCUCUUCUCCCUCUUAGCCAUUGUUGCACUUGCAGACACUGAGUCAACCCAGUCUGACUCAGGUCUCAUGCUCAACUUCUACAAAGACACAUGCCCACAAGCUGAAGAUAUCAUCAGAGAACAAGUUGGGCUUCUUUACAAACGCCACAAGAACACUGCUUUCUCUUGGCUCAGAAACAUCUUCCAUGAUUGUGCUGUUGAGUCAUGUGAUGCUUCACUGCUUCUGGACUCAACAAGGAGGUCACUCUCUGAGAAAGAGACAGACAGGAGCUUUGGGCUUAGAAAUUUCAGGUAUCUUGAAACCAUCAAGGAAGCUUUGGAGAGGGAGUGCCCAGGAGUUGUAUCUUGUGCAGAUAUACUUGUACUCUCUGGAAGGGAUGGAAUUGUUGCGCUUGGUGGGCCAUACAUACCUCUAAAAACAGGGAGAAGGGAUGGUAGGAAGAGUAGAGCAGAGAUUUUGGAGCAAUAUCUUCCAGAUCAUAAUGAGAGCAUGUCUGUGGUUCUUGAAAGGUUCAAGAACAUGGGCAUUGACACCCCUGGAGUUGUUGCUUUACUAGGUUCUCACAGUGUGGGUAGGACACAUUGCGUGAAGCUCGUGCACCGUCUAUAUCCCGCGGUGGACCCGGUUCUUGACCCAGGUCAUGUUGAGCACAUGCUCCACAAGUGCCCGGACGCAAUCCCAGACCCGAAGGCCGUUCAAUACGUGAGAAAUGACCGUGGUACCCCUAUGAAACUCGACAACAAUUACUACCGAAACAUAUUGGACAACAAGGGUUUGUUGAUUGUGGACCACCAAUUGGCAAAUGACAAGAGAACUAAACCAUUUGUGAAGAAAAUGGCAAAGAGCCAAGAUUAUUUCUUUAAGCAUUUUGGAAGAGCCGUUACCAUUCUGACUGAGAACAAUCCACUCACUGGCACUCAAGGUGAAAUCAGAAAACAAUGCAAUGUUGCAAACAAACACCAUUGAAGAAAUGAAAAAGCUGUUUUAGUUUGUGCUUUGGUAAUGAUGGUGUUAGUGAUGAUGAUGAUGAUGUGGAGAAUAAGAAGAUGAUGAUGAUGGUGUGAGCAUGCAUCAUGAUGGCUUCCAAUGUCUAAGAUGGAUGUAGGACAUGUUUUUCUUAAUAGUUUUAUUAUAUGUUUCUUUAAGGAAAGUGAAUGAAUGUAAAUUAUGGGUGGAUGGAUGAUGGUGGAGUAUGAGUAUGACUAUGUAUGAUGCAUGCAUGAGAUGGUUGUUGAAUAGCUCAGCAAUUAAUCAAACGCUAUCUGUGUUUAUGUGUUUAUGAUGAUGCCUACUUGUGAUGAUAA
Molecule: messenger RNA, 1549 nt
Organism: Helianthus annuus (common sunflower)
Lineage: Eukaryota; Viridiplantae; Streptophyta; Magnoliopsida; Asterales; Asteraceae
Product: peroxidase 42
Exons: 4
Coding region: 216-1211 (331 amino acids)
Biological process (GO): hydrogen peroxide catabolic process; response to oxidative stress
Molecular function (GO): peroxidase activity; heme binding
Source: RefSeq, a predicted model, not a curated record